Molecule: messenger RNA, 6984 nt
Organism: Corythoichthys intestinalis (scribbled pipefish)
Lineage: Eukaryota; Metazoa; Chordata; Actinopteri; Syngnathiformes; Syngnathidae
Product: oocyte zinc finger protein XlCOF6-like
Exons: 3
Coding region: 417-2759 (780 amino acids)
Source: RefSeq, a predicted model, not a curated record
GAAGCUGUAAUGUGGGCUGUUUUUGGUUUUUACGUUUAAACUAGGCGGGUUUUUCGGUGUGAUUGGGCUGGAGGCUGUCUUUCCCAUCAUGCAAUCCUGGUCGGAAUUUCGGAAAUGAAAAAGAUAUAGACUGACAAAGGUGGAACGUUGUUCUCCUCGGAUUUUUUUUUCGUCUUGUCUUUUCUCUAUUUCAGCCACUUAACUAAACCGAAGCCUCGACGACGUGUCCAGCACGAGCUACAUCACGGACUCAAACAUCAGUCAUCUUCAAGUCUCGGCAGUCGCUGUUAUGCGGCCUACAUUAGCCUAGCCUAGCCUAGCCUAGCUGGCCUCUGUCGGUAAACAAUCUGCACUAUACCGGCCGCUAACAAAGUUACGAGGCACGUCGUCAAGCGUUCAGAAAUCAAGUGAGGAAAAUGUCCGCGAGGAUCACACCGGCUGCAGUAAAGUUCCAGGAGGAACUUUGCGGAGUAAAAGAGGAGCCUCCACGUCAGCAACACUCGAAUGUGUGCAAAAUAAUGCCCGCAAAGGUUGUUCUUCACAGACUAGAAGAUGUCAGGCAAGUGCAUCAUCCUGAACGCCAGGAGUGUGCGCGCAUGAAAGAAGAAGAGGAGGAAGAGUCGCCAUAUGUGAAGAACGUGGAGGAAGAAUUGGUCCACAUUAAAGAGGAGUAUUUCAUUAGAGUUGAGAACCCCCACUUUGAGGAGCAGCAGCAACGUUAUUCCCUCAAAAAGGAGGACGACGACCAGCCAUAUGUUAAAGUGGAGGUGGUGGACAUCCCCAAGUGGACCGAUGAGACCUUGAAGGGUGAAGAUGGAGAUCCGAGUGAGGCCAGCAGAGGGGCGGAGCUUCUGAGUGGCAGCAGUUCAAAAGAAGGAUUCCAAGCAGACAACCUCAUCGCUCGACCAUCAGAAAGUGACGACUUCACAUCACGCUCGCUGUUCUGUUUCAGAAGAUUUCUUGGUGCUGAGCCAGAAUCUCCUGGUGUAAAAGAGGAUGUUGAGCUCCCCCAAAUCAAAGAGGAGGAGCCAGAGCCCUGUCAACAGAAGGAGAGAGAAGAGCAACUUCCACUCAAAAAGGAGGAGGAGGAGCUGCCAUAUGGUAAAAAGGAGGAAGACGAGCAGCAUAUCACCAGUUCUACUGGUGAGCCCUUGAAGAGUGAAGAUGGUCUGAGUGAGGCCAGCAGAGCGGCGGAGCCUCCAAGCAGGGGGAGUAGCAUCAGCUCAACAGCAGGAUUGCAAGCAGACAUUUACAUUGCUCCAUCGGACAGAGACGCCACGUCACACUCAACUUCCAAUGAUGGUGGUCAUAAGACAUGUGGUGAUGACAAACUCUGCAAAUGCUCUCAGUGUGGGAAAACCAAGAGCAACUUAAAUCAACACACAAGAACCCUGACUGCCGAAAAACGUUUUUCCUGCUCAGUUUGUGGUCAAAAAUUCACUCAGAAGAGCCACUUAGACAGACACACAAGAACCCACACUGGUAAAAAACCUUUUUCCUGCUCAAUAUGUGGAAAAAGUUUUGUUCAGAAGGGAGACUUAACAAAACACACAAGAACCCACACUGGCGAAAAACCUUUUUCCUGCUCAGUUUGUAGUCAAAGAUUUGCUCAAAAGCAAAACUUACUAAGUCACGAAAGAACCCACACUGGUGAGAAACCUUUUUCCUGCUCAGUUUGUGGUCAAAGAUUCGCUCGGAAGAAUAACUUAGAAUGUCACGAAACAACCCACACUGGUGAAAAACCUUUUUCCUGCUCAGUUUGUGGUCAAAGAUUCGCUCGGAAGGAAAAGUUAGAAAGGCACGAAAGAACCCACACUGGUGAAAAACCUUUUUCCUGCUCAGUUUGUGGUCAAAGAUUCGCUCGGAAGGAAAAUGUACUAAGUCACGAAAGAACCCACACCGGUGAAAAACCUUUUUCCUGCUCAGUUUGUGGUCAAAGAUUCGCUCGGAAGGAAAAGUUAGAAAGGCACGAAAGAACCCACACUGGUGAAAAACCUUUUUCCUGCUCAGUUUGUGGUCAAAGAUUCGCUCGGAAGGAAAACUUACUAAGUCACGAAAGAACCCACACUGCCGGAAAACCUUUUUCCUGCUCCGUGUGUGGUCAAAGAUUCACUCAAAAAUUUAGCUUGAAAAUACACAUAAGAAUCCACACUGGAGAAAAACCUUUUUUCUGCUCAGAUUGUGGAAAGAGAUUUGUCCAUAAGGGAGACUUAACAAAACACACAAGAACCCACACUGGAGAAAAACCUUUUUCCUGCUCAGAUUGUGGAAAGAGAUUUGCCCAUACGGGAGUCUUAACAAAACACACAAGAACCCACACUGGCGAAAAACCUUUUUCCUGCUCAGUUUGUGGUCAAAGAUUUGCUCAUAAGCAGCACUUAAAAAACCACACAAGAACCCACACUGGUGAAAAACCUUUUUCCUGUUCAGUUUGUGGUCAAAGAUUCGCUCGGAAGGACAUCUUACAAAUUCAUGAAAGAACCCACACUGGUGAAAAACCUUUUUCCUGCUCCGUUUGUGGUCAAAGAUUCACUCGAAAAAUUGGCUUGAAAAUACAUUCAAGAAUUCACACUGAUGAAAAACCUUUUUCCUGCUCAGUUUGUGGGAAACGAUUUGUUCAGGUGGGAGACUUGACAAGACACACAGGAACCCACACUGGCGAAAAACCUUUUUCCUGCUCAGUUUGUGGUCAAGGAUUCGUUCGGAAGGAUUGGAUUAAGAAACACUUUUGUUUUGGUGUGACAAGCUGUGGCCAAUGAAUGUUUUACCUGUCAUACAGGCUGGCUUCAUCAGAUUUUGCAUGGAGGACAAUUGUAUUCUGUAGAGCAGGGUUCACUAAAUCCGGACCUCAGUGCCACUUUUCGUGUGGUGUUUUCCAUGUCUCUCUCCCCUAACACACCUGAAUCAAAUGAUUAUGUCAUCAGCAACCUCUACAGAAGCCUGAUAAUGAUCCUGAUUAUUUUGAUUCAGGUGUGUUGGAGGAGGGAGACAUGGAAAACACGACAGGAAAAGUGGCACCGAGGUCCGGAUUUAGUGAACCGUGCUGUAGAGCUUCCUCAAAUCCUGUUGAGGCUUGACACUUUUGGUGCCUUACAUGUGCUUUGUCUAAUCCUUGUAUGAUGUGCAUCCACACUAUUGCCAAAAGUAUUGGCUCACCCGAUUUAACUCUCAAGCGCCAUUAUAUAUAUACAAAUCAAAUACUCUCCCUCUUUCAAACUACACUUUUCACAGAUAUUUGAAACCGUCGACACCAAAUUAAAAAAAUUCAAAAGUUAUUCUAAAACGCAGCCUCACGAGAUGCUUUCAUUAUUGUUGACUUUAGUGAAUUAAUAAUUAAUUGUUAUUAUUGAUUAAUUGCUAAUUGCAGCUGUUGUCCACCUUUCAGACACAAUAACAUCAUACAAAUGGGUAGUAGUGGCACAUAUGCUCCUUGGGAUCAGAGGUGGGAGUCUUUGGGCACCUAACGAUUCAAUUCCGAUUCAGAGGCUCCGAUUCAAUUAUAAUUCGAUUAAUGAUACCCCCACAACCCGCUUUUAAAGUUUUGUACAUUACUUCCAAAAUUGUUUAAAAAAAUUUCUCUGGCUAAACCAAACUACUAUUUCAGUAUCAAGUUAAUGGUUAAAAACAACAAAUAAAAUAAUCAAGUCCCAAUUCUGUAUCAGCAGCUUUAAACUACGUUAAAUUAAUUUGUUGUCAAUCAACCGUUAGUUGUUAAAAUUUCUCCCGUUAUUCCAUAAUUUCCCUUCUUUCUACUUUCGACGCGUCAAAGUUUUAAUACUGUUUCAUCAUUUAAAGAUAGAUACAAGUCAAGAUUUUGCAGAUUUAGGAGUAUUUUAGAAAAAAAGUUAAUUAGGUUCACUACAACAGAGACAACCGAUCGCUUGUGAGAGGGCAGGUUUGCUGGAGGUCUCUUUUGAUGGGCAAAAUAAAAAAAAAACGCUUUGAACGCUUUGAUGUCGCAACUGGUACCAUCCGAGUGAGAUAAGUCCGAUUUCCCACCUUCCUCGAAUGCAGCCUGGUUACGGGUGGCCGAAGCAGUCCUCUCUAUUGUGGUCCAAUUACACAUCUAAAAAAAAUAGUCCUGCAGAAAUAAAUGAAUGACGGCAGUUUGGUGUAACAUUGUUUUGACCCCAUUUGUACUUUGAACAAUGAUCUGAAUUUUGAAUUUAUUUGACUUUGUUACAUCUGUUAAUAUCAUGUUUUAUUGGCAUGCUACGAAGGGACCAUUGACUCGCGCUAGCUUAGCCACUCCGGAGCCCCGAAAUGAUCAAAACACAUACAAACUACACGGAAUUUGUUGAAAUCAACUGCAAAGACUAAUUAAACCCGCGCUAUGAAUGGCCGAGUCAAAGCCCAGAACUUAAUCCCACUGAGAUGCUGUGGGGUGACUUGAAACGGGCUGUACAUGCAAGAAACCCCUCAAACAUCUCACAGUUGAAAGUAUUCCGUGUUGAGGAGUGGGCAAACUUUCUUCAGACCGAUGUCAGUUAAAUGGCUACAAAAAGCAUCUCACUGAAGUUAUUUCAGCCAAAAGGUAGGUAUUAGGUACUAGGUAUUAGUUAGUUGGGUGUCUUUUUUCCUCAGUUAGAAUAUGCAUUUUUCAUGAUAUAUUUGGUCUCAUGAGUAAAACAAUGUUUCUUACAUAUCCAAGAGAUCCAUAUCAAGCUGUGAACUUGUAUAUGCACCUAAGAGAGGCCAUAUGUGCAACACUGUAAAUCACAGGUAUUAAUUUUUUAUUGGGGGCCUGAAGGUUGAGCUGUUGGUGGGAGGAUCGGCUUGCUUUUGCUAAAUGGUUGAAAAUACAUAUUUUGUUUUUAGUUUAAAUCCAAACAAUAACUAAACUAAAAUGCAUUUACUUUCUGCUUGAGCUAUGAAAUAAAAUACAUUAUGGAAAAUAAACUUGUGUUACAUUACAUAUUAACUUGAUUAAAAGCUUAAACAUAAUCGGUUCAUUGUUACAAUUCAUCAAAUGCUGGAAAUGACAAAAGAACUUUUUUGAUGGGCAGCAGCCAUGUUAAUUUAAAUGGUUGGAUUAAUCAAUAGACUGUAUGUAAAAACUGUAUUUUUCUUCAUAUGCAACUUUUUUUUUUUUUUUUUUUUUGCUUAAAUAAUAAAUAAAUGCUUUUCCACGGGAAGUGAAUUAAUCCACACCUUCUAAAGCAACAAUUGGAUGUUGGACUAUUUCUGCAGAUAUACUGUAAUCUCUAGAGGUUUUAUGAACCUACAUGCAAUGAGAGAUCUCCAUUAUCAUGUGAUUAGAUAUAUUCAGGGGUGAAAGUGGGCCAGAACGGUCAGGAACGCAGUUCCGGUAUAAGAUUCAGGGCCGGAAUGCUGUUCGGGUACACAGUUCUUUGAUUCGCAAAAUAUGACGGCAACUGUCAAAACGCUAUGUUAAAAGGGGAAAAAAAUGCUAAGCUGCCACACAUGCAUUUCAUCUCCAAGAAGAAAACCAUCGACCAACAUCAGAUUUACAUACACAAGUGUUAACAACAAGCAUUCUAAAAUGCUUCUGUAGCGUAAUCCAUUUCCACCGAUAUUUAUUAUGUAGUUUAUUCCACGAACGGCAUGGAGGUUUCCCCAGCUGCUGCAGUUAUCUGAGUCUGACGAUGAUGAGUCACGUCAACGUGCGAAUGCAUGCAGCAAAGAGAUACGCCUGGACUCAUUUAUCCGUUCAAUUGGCUGACAUACUGACAUCUGAUCAGCAGAGAUAGUUAGCUCCGAUUGGUUCAAAUGUGCAUGUUUUCUGGAACAGCGAAAAAAAAAUAAAAAAAUAAAAUGUUUGUUGAAUAGAUGCGACAAAAAAAGGACAAUGCAACAGAAAUGGAUCCAAUUUUUAAGCGCAGGGAAAGAGUUGAGGCUUAUUUAUCAUAUUUAGUUUUAUUUGCGCUGAUGGGGAGGUUCAUGUUCAUAUCUUAGCUGUCAAUGUGCACUUUGGACUUAAAUUUGUUCAUUUAUGUUUGGCUACCUAUUCAUUUCCUUAUGAUUUAAAAAAGUCUAUGUUUGUGCGAUCUUCAAAAUAUAUUCCAUUUCACUCUGCAUAAUAUAAGUCAUUUGUACUUAUUUUUCUGAAUGUGUGUUACUUAUAUCUUCAUUUUUAAAAAACAACAAAAAGUAAAUGUUUACAUUGACUUCAAAUUUAAUAUACAUCCUAUAUUCUUAAAUCGUUAAAAUUGAGAUUUGGCAUUUAGUAUGUGAGGAAAUGGGAAAAUAAAAAGUACAAUUUGAAUGAAAAUCAGUUUUUCUACGUGCAAUAGAAAUAACUGUGCCAAAACAGUUUUCUUUGCAUUUCAGUAUUUUUAGGAGGUUUGACCCCCACCACCCGAAAAAUGAAAAUAGAUAAAUAAAUAAACAAAAUUUCGGCUCUGUGGCGACCUUUACGUCGGGGAGUUCCGGCAAGAAAUUCAAGCCACUUUCACCCCUGGAUAUAUUCCAAAACAUUUUUUUUCCCCACAGAGGAUCGGAAUCAAGUGAAAAAGAUGACACUCUCAAAAUGCAUAUGUAUUACUAAUUACUCCUCAAUUUGGUCAACAGGUGGUGUCUUUGUUAAGAGUUAGGCUUUAAUACAACAAAUAUAAAAAUUUAUAAUACAAAGAGUCUUACAAAUUUCAAUUUGAUCUACAGAAACGACUAUAAGUCCAAGUAUGUGUGUUGAAAAAGCCUUUAUUGUGAGCAUUUCCUAGAAAUAGAAAACAUGUUUCAAACAAGGAGACUCUUUUCUGCUACCAAUGCAAAUUUUCAGAACUAUUCUCAAUACAACAGAUUAACAAUUAGUCCAGUGACGACAUAGCAAUACUAACCGUGGGUCCACCCAAAAAAGGCAACUAUCCCAAAAAAUAACAAUAAAAAAGGAUGAGAGGCGUUUAGUUUCAAAGCACAAUAACCAGAAAAAUACCUUUUUUUUCCUAAGUAGAAUAACUAGGUUGCCUCGGUACCCGUCCACAUUUUGUGUGUAAUUACACUUUUCAAAUGCAAUUGGCAUCAUUA